CAAUCGAAAGCGGGGCCUUGAUCCUCUCCUCGGGCAGUGGCUGCGCCGAGCCAGUGCCGCGCUCCCCGCAGCCGUCGGGACCGGCACAGCCGCCUCGCUCUCUCCGCGCACCGCUGGCCCCACCGAGCGCCUAUGGGCAUCUGCAGCCGGCGAGGGCUUCGCACCACCGCCACCGGCAGCAGCGGCAGAGGGCGGCGACCGCCACCCCGCUUCAUCGCCUCUUGGGAUCUAUAGCCGGCGGACGGAGCGCGCUGCGCACCCUUCCCCGCCUCCGUGCAGGAUCAGAAAAAUGAGACUGGAGAGGCAGUAUCCCUUGUGUUUCAAAAGAGUAGAAGAGUAUGCCUGAGAAAUGUGGCAUAAGGCAUCUUGUGGAGAGCUCACCUCUGUCUUUUUCUAGAAGACAAAGGAUGGUUUGGAAAUUUGCCCUGUCCGUUCUUCUGAUGGCGGCGCUGGUUCGGGUAUCGGACACCAGGAAAAACCGCCCCGCAGGUGCCAUUCCCUCCCCCUACAAAGGCAGCAGCAGCAACCACUCGGAGCGGAGGCAGCAGCUGAACAAGGAGGUGCUGGCCUCCAGCCAGGAGGCCCUGGUGGUCACCGAGAGGAAGUACCUCAAGAGCGACUGGUGCAAGACGCAGCCGCUGCGGCAGACUGUCAGCGAGGAGGGCUGCAUCAGCCGCACCAUCAUCAACCGCUUCUGCUACGGGCAGUGCAACUCCUUCUACAUCCCGCGGCACGUGAAGAAGGAGGAGGAGUCCUUCCAGUCCUGUGCCUUCUGCAAGCCGCACAAGGUCACCUCUUCCACCGUGCAGCUGGAGUGCCCCGAGCUGGACCCACCGUUCCGACUCAAGAAAAUUCAGAAGGUCAAGCAGUGCCGGUGCAUGUCUGUGAAUCUGAACAGCUCAGGCAAACUGUGAGAACAGGCACGUAGCUGCUGCUUGGUGUUGUCUCCAUCAGCUUUACUGCUGCCUCUCCUCUUCCACUGAGCAGACCAUCCAUUUUGUUGGUUUGUUUCUUCUUUUCCUAUUUUUUUUUUUUUUUGGUGUUUUGUUUUCUUUCAGGAGGCAUCUCUCCAGCAAGGAAAGGCUCCUUGUCACUUGCCUGCUGGAAUAACGCUUUAUAACCAGCUGUGUUAGGCACUUCACCAUAAAAUUUCAUUGUAUUUUAAACUUCAUCUGGCAGUUGGAUCUUCUGGAGUGGAGCAGGCUCACAGAAGUUGGGAUUGAUCAUCUAAGUGACCAGUUGGCUGAAUCCAGCAUUAAAUGUUUCCACUGUGUGGAGUAAAGCCCUCUGCCCUACACUCCAGUUCCCUCCACAAGUUGAGAACGCCUUCCCCGUGCUUUGGUCUGGAGCUUGCUUCUCUCACUUGGAAGGGCUGGGGUGCUGCCCAGGACCGGGGGACACAGAUGAGGGAGAGUAACGAGGAGCAAUAUGUGAAAAGCAAAGUGAGACUUUCCGAUGAGGCUCCUCUCCUUAAGACGGCUUCAAUUGUGCAAUGACAAAUGAUUCUGGGCUUGUUGUCUGAGCGGCAGAUCAGAAGCAAGGGGAAGAGGGUGAGGCGCUGGGUCAGCCACGGUGACCACAGAGCAGACUGAGCGUGGGUUCUGAUGCUGUUGUGGUUAGAGUAUAUUGAACACAUGGCCUCUGCAGCAGUGUUUAUUUUGUAACCUAGCUAUAGUAAACAGCUGUUUAAAGUAUUACAGACCUAGCCAUGUAUAUUUUUCUUGUGGCAGAGUAUGCCAGCGAUUAAAAUAUGUUAAGAGACUCGGUUGCUAGGUUGGCUGCCUGGCUUAAAAUGGACAUGGUUUUACUAUGCUUUUGGUAGGUUUUUGUUUGUUAGAUAUGUGUGUGUGUUUCUUACUCCAAAAAGGACAACAUCCAUUUCUGACCUUAUGUUUUUAUGCCUGCUCAAACCAGGGGAGGUAGAAGGGUAGUGGGAGAGAACGUUUAAGGGAAUGAAGUGUCCCCAAAAGUCUAAAAGCACUGUCACACAAAGGACAAAGUUUGGUCAUUGCUGGACUGAAUACAAAAGCUACAUAAGUGUCAUCAAGUUUUGGGAGUGGUGUCUCUCCCAUGAUUGGAAACCAUGUUAAUGUGUUAGUGUUAAAGGACAAUCGCCUCAAUCAGUGCUGCUGGAAUGGGUCACAGCUGUGGGAGCAGGGAGAGAGUAAGUUGUAAUUGCUACACUAUUGGUGGUCCACUCAGUUUUUGAGACCUGCACAAUAAGUUGGUGAACACUUGCAGUUCAUUUUAAAUCUAAAAUAUGUUGUUAUUCAGUUGAUGGAGUUUAACACGUUCUGUAUAUCCCAUUCGUUACAGUUCUGAUUUGUAUUAGUCCCAGCUGCAUUAAAAUCCAGUCUCAAAUCAGCCCCUUCCCCCAAAGCAAAGCCGGUGCGCACGCAGUUGUCUGAAGCUUACAAAUUAAAAAUGACUCACUGACUCCCCGUGCAUGUCGCACAGCUCGGCAUCUGCAGCCUGCUGCCAGAGCCCCUCCCCUCCAGCCUCUGUGCACGCAGCCACUUCAAGGGGUUAACGUGUUCAGCAGUGUCGCCAGCCGGGGCUUCAGAGCCACAGGUCCCCAUUAUGUGACACAGGCCUCCCUAAGAGGCUUUGAGGACUGAUCUCCACAAGAGCUCCAAGCGGUUUACAGGGACUGCCGUGGGCAGGGUGAGGUUGGUGGGGUCUGGCAGCCCUGUUACAGGAGCAGACGUCGCUUUUCUGCUCUGACCUUCCAACGCGUCAGAAGUGCACAGGGAGAUUCCUGGCGCAGGGAAUGCUUUAGGGGCUGUUGCUGCUGCCUUGUGGCAUCGUGCCAGCCCCAGGAUGGGCACCAUUCAGACUAGUCUUGAGAGUGUGGGCGUGGGUGGGGUGCAGAUGGGGAAGGUGGCAAUAUAGUCUACAAAGACUCCGGGGAUCUCAGUCUUCACUUGAAAGGAAUCAACUGAAAGUCAGACACUUUGGACCAGAGAGAGAAAAGCACCCUAGUAAAUUCACUUAAGAAAAACGUGCAAGAAUCUUUACCUUUAAGCUAUGCCCUGCCUGGGUUUUUCACCAGUUUGCAAUAUGAAUAUGCUGCAGCUUAAAGCUCCUUCUAGGAGCUGUGUUUAUGUAAAAAACUGAGUUGAGCUUGUAAUGGUUAAAACUGUAUUUAAUUCUUGUUUUAUAAAUGAAAACAAAAAAUGAAGAAAUGCUUUAAGUAUAAUGUAAUUAUUUUAUAGGUCAACUAUUAAAUUAUAGAAUAAAUAAUAAAGCUACUCUAGGGUUAUAUGGCAUCCAGGUGUUUUGCUUCAAGAGUUUGUGUCCAACUGCUCUCUACUCAGUAUAUUCUCCAGCUUCCUUUUCACCCUCCCAAAUAUAGGUGAAUGAUGGCUCAUCCUGACAGGUUGAGAAAACCUAACUACUUCUCCCCUUGUUUUCCCCUCCCCUCAGAAGUACCUGGAAGGCAAGAGGGAAGAAUAAAAUGCAUUAUUCU
Molecule: messenger RNA, 3469 nt
Organism: Haemorhous mexicanus (house finch)
Lineage: Eukaryota; Metazoa; Chordata; Aves; Passeriformes; Fringillidae
Gene: GREM2
Product: gremlin 2, DAN family BMP antagonist
Exons: 3
Coding region: 339-914 (191 amino acids)
Biological process (GO): animal organ morphogenesis
Molecular function (GO): receptor ligand activity; BMP binding
Source: RefSeq, a predicted model, not a curated record